AUGAAAACAAGUUGCCGCCUACCAUCCCUGCUACUCUGGCCGCUGGGACAACUUGUCCGCGCCCAGCUCGUCUGGCGGCCUGGCCCCCCGACAACAGCAUCCAACUUCCGAGUGCGCUUGCACUCGACCGAAGCAAACAGCCCGCUGGGAGCGGUGUUUGAAAACUUGGUGCUGGCGACAUCAUCCGACUGCGACGCGAUUGCCAGCAUCGGCCGCGUGGACGACUCCAGCCUGACCCUUUUUGUCAAUGUCGAGUCUGAGGCCAUCCAGUCGGAGCGUCACGGCAAGAAAAGGUUUGGUAUACUGCUACACACGACACGGUAA
Messenger RNA from Cordyceps militaris CM01, 324 nucleotides. RefSeq lists its product as uncharacterized. The coding region runs from base 1 to 324 and encodes 107 amino acids. The transcript is spliced from 2 exons. NCBI's taxonomy places the organism in Eukaryota, Fungi, Ascomycota, Sordariomycetes, Hypocreales, Cordycipitaceae. The record is from RefSeq and is a predicted model, not a curated record.